Messenger RNA from Purpureocillium takamizusanense, 2021 nucleotides. It is a transcript of the gene SUB2, whose product is annotated as RNA helicase. The record is from RefSeq and is a predicted model, not a curated record. Gene Ontology annotation, molecular function: RNA binding; ATP binding; RNA helicase activity. The coding region runs from base 214 to 1485 and encodes 423 amino acids. Gene Ontology annotation, biological process: mRNA export from nucleus; mRNA splicing, via spliceosome. NCBI's taxonomy places the organism in Eukaryota, Fungi, Ascomycota, Sordariomycetes, Hypocreales, Ophiocordycipitaceae. The transcript is spliced from 4 exons.
CUCUCGACCCCAACAAUCCUUUGAGAGUUGGGCAUCGCCGAUCUCGCCUGUGUCGCACAAAUCUCAUCCCUUUCAUUCUCUCCCGCUUCUCCCCGUCGCCUGCACGUCGGUAGUUCGAGGUUUUCUCUUUUCAAGCGCACCGCCCGGCGCGUCCGCCCCAGUCAAACGUUAAAUCAUCGCAUUUGCACCAAGCAGCAACAAACAACGAUCAAAAUGUCUCACGAAGAAGAUCUCAUCGACUAUUCCGACGAGGAAAUCGGCGGCAACGAGGCGCCUGCCGGUGGCGCCGCCGCUGGCUCCAACGGGAAGAAAACUGAGCUCGCCGCCGGCAACGAUGUCGACAAGAAGGGCAGCUAUGUUGGCAUCCAUUCGACUGGAUUCCGCGACUUCCUUUUGAAGCCCGAGCUUCUCCGCGCUAUUGGCGACUGUGGCUUCGAGCAUCCAUCGGAGGUCCAACAAACCUGUAUUCCGCAGGCACUUCUCGGUGGCGACAUCAUCUGCCAGGCCAAGUCGGGUCUGGGAAAGACGGCUGUCUUCGUUCUGGCCACGCUUCAGCAAGUUGAGCCUAUCAACGGCGAGGUCUCUGUUGUGGUCAUGUGCCACACGCGCGAGCUGGCCUACCAGAUUCGCGACGAAUACAACCGAUUCAGCAAGUACAUGCCCGACAUCAAGACAGGCGUGUUCUACGGUGGCACUCCGAUCAAGACAGAUGUGGAGACCUUGAAGAACAAGGAUACGUGCCCCCACAUCAUCGUGGGCACCCCGGGCCGUCUCAAGGCCCUCGUUCGCGACAAGGCCCUCCGACUCGGCAGUGUUCGCAUCUUCGUCCUUGACGAAUGCGACAAAAUGCUUGACCAGCCCGAUAUGCGCACCGAUGUCCAGGACGUCUUCCGCGCCACCCCGACGCAGAAGCAGGUUAUGAUGUUCUCGGCCACCCUCUCGGAUGCGAUCAAGCCCAUCUGCCGCAAGUUCAUGCAGAACCCGACCGAGCAUUAUGUCGACGAAGACACCAAGCUCACCCUUCACGGCCUUCAGCAGUACUAUGUCAAGCUGGAGGAGAAGGAAAAGAACCGAAAGCUCAACGAGCUUCUUGAUGAUCUUCAGUUCAACCAGGUCAUUAUUUUCGUCAAGAGCACGAUUCGUGCUACCGAGCUCGACAAGCUCCUCAGGGAGUGCAACUUUCCCUCGAUCGCUGUCCACUCUGGCGUGAGCCAGGAUGAACGUAUCAAGCGUUACAAGGAGUUCAAGGAGUUCAAGAAGCGCAUCUGCGUCGCGACUGAUGUCUUCGGUCGUGGUAUCGAUAUUGAGCGCAUCAACCUGGCCAUCAACUAUGAUUUGCCUGCGGAUGCUAGCUCGUAUCUUCACCGUGUCGGCCGUGCUGGCCGUUUCGGUACCAAGGGCCUCGCCAUCUCCUUUGUGAGCUCCGAUCAGGACCAGGAGGUUUUGAAGGAGAUUGAGAAGCGUUUCGAGGUUGCCUUGCCGUAAGUACACAUACUCUUCCUGUGAGAGACGGGAUGCUAAUUUCUGCUAGUGAGUUCCCCAAGGAGGGCGUGGAUGCCAGCACCUACAUGGCGUCUUAAAUUAGGUGGUCGACGUGUCAAAUUGAGUCUUUUCUGCACCAGGUUUGGGUUUGUCAAUGCAAGGGUCCCGGGUUCGUGUACUGAGACUAAAAUCAAGGUCAGGCGAUCGUCUAAGGUAUAGACGAAGAAUUUGAACAAGAACUUUGCGACAACACUCUCCAGGGAGCAAUCCAGGCUUUAAUGGUGCAACGCUUUCACUGAAGCGUCGUACGUGAGACUAUCGUGAAGCGGGGGAUUAUCCUGCGCCCUCAGAGGCAGGUCGCGGUCUCGAGCCUGACACAGGACGGACACUCAGUCUUGUGUAUCUACUCUGCUACGUGAGGCACAUGUGUGGAGGAUUUUGAUAGAAGAUACGGCUAGGUCGGGGCGCGAAGGAAAAACGUGCGUUUUUGAAGUACCAUCUAUUUACCAGCCAAACAGUUUGAAAAUGGCUUAUACCCG